Bradysia coprophila is the source of this 613-nucleotide messenger RNA. RefSeq lists its product as uncharacterized. NCBI's taxonomy places the organism in Eukaryota, Metazoa, Arthropoda, Insecta, Diptera, Sciaridae. The record is from RefSeq and is a predicted model, not a curated record.
AACGCACAUCAGUUGUAUUGCAGUCUCCGCGCAACCGUUCGAUUGACAAGAUCAAAAAAGAAUAUCUUACUCUCCGUAUAAAAAAAUCAAAAUAUUUACGUUACGAAAAUGGGUCUCUUGAGUUUCUUACCAAAAGUUAAUAACUUUCUAUGUUGCUUAAGUUUGCACACCGGAUUGAUUAUUUCCGGCAUCAGUUUCUUGGUGUGGAAUAUUUUGAUUAUUUUGCAAAAUGAGGACAUCAUUAAUCUAAAGGUUAAAGGCUACGACCAUUAUGGAGGUGCUGAUACCACUACCGUCUGUGCUAUUGCAAUAAUCUUUUCGAUUUGUUUAUUGAUUGGAAUAUCACAGCACAAUAAAUUCUUCUUGACCAUUUGUGUAUGGUUCCUCUUCGCACUCAUCGUCUUCGGCAUUGUUCUCACCGUGAAGGCAUUUAUCAAUGAAGAUCACAAAACAGGAUCCAUUCUACUCGUCACCGUUCUUCUCGAAUUUUACGUUCUGAUUUGUGCUAAUUCUUACUUGGAAGCCAUCGGAGGCUAAGCACAUUAUGUACAAACAAACAUUUCUUUUUAUAUAAACUCAAUAUUUUAACAAUAAAACUAAUUUUAAAAUCGUA